AUGGAAGAAGGUACAGGCGCUGAAUGGCGUGGGUCCAAAGCCUACCGGCCUUAUCGCGACGUCGAGCAACAUCCAGCGAAUCUCCAACGGCACAGUCUCACCGACCAGCAGGCUCAGAGCCUUAUCGAGAGCCCGCGCACGUACGGAAACAGUGCACGCUCGACCAAAGAAAGACCCUGCGAUGCAUGUCGACGUCGCAAGACCAGAUGUGUCAAGGAGUCAGGCGAGGACAAGUGCGUCUUGUGCAAAUUCCACAGCCAAGAGUGCACCUAUCUACACGAACCUGUUGCUCGAACCAGAAAACGAAAAGCGCAGCCUAUCGAGGAAACCAACCACGGAAACUCCGGCGACCAACCACCUGUUCUACGAACGAACGUCGGAACCGGCGUCGAGGAAUACGACGAGCUGCCUGGCGAAAGCUUGCUUAAGAAGACUCUUGGCCUUCAGAACAAACACCACGCCCAUUUUGUCGGUCUGACAGAACCGUUCUCGUUUCCUCGCUUUUCACUCACCUUGGGAAUAUCUCAGAAGUCUACGCAGGGUGGUGCGGUCAUUGUACGCAAGGUUGACGACUUCAAUGCUUUUACCAUCCGCGAGGACCAAGGCACAAUUGGCUACGACACCGAGCAAAGUCGAGUUGACGCCAUUCAGCAAUUGGUUGAACCUCAUGGGAAAGCACUCAUCGACCUGUACUUCCGUAUCGUCCACCCCUCUUUCCCAAUCCUUCACAAGGGCGUCUUCCUGGAAAAGUAUGCGCGUUCUUAUCGCGAAUUCUCACCUGCUCUUCUAGCAGCAGUCUACCUCCUUACAACCAAUUACUGGAGGUGUUCGCCCGCGUUGGCUACAAAGCCAAAACCAGACGCUUGUCUGCUACACAAGUUAGCCACAGAAUCUUACGACCUUACUAUCUAUCGUCCGAAACUCUCGUCAGUCCAAGCCGGAUUGUUACUAGCGCAGUAUGAAUGUUUCGAUUCCGAUGUCAUGAGUUGUGGGUCAAGAGGCAGACUCACAGCCCAGUUGGUCUCGAUGUCUCACACACUGGGACUCCAUAUGGACCCAUCGCGAUGGGAUAUUCCAGAAUGGGAGAUCAGUCUACGCCGUCGCCUUGCCUGGGCGAUCUAUAUGCAGGACAAAUGGGUAGCUCUCAUCGAAGGUCGACCGGCGCUUCUCACGGACCGUGACUGGAUUGUGCCGGCGGUCCAACAUAGAGACUUCCCUGAACACGAGGAGAACAACGAAGAGGGUAGCUCAGAAGUCGAAAAUGGCCGCAUCAUUUUCAUGCAGAUGAUUGAGCUUACGAAGAUACUCUCCGAUAUUCUGGACUCUAUUUUCAGUUUACGGUCACAUCAAGCCAUUCAGAUGUCUCCCGAUCCUGUCUCGGCCCUUCUGAGUAGAGCCCAACCACUACAGCAACGACUCAGUGCAUGGUCAGAUUCUGCUAUGGAAGUACUUUCCUUGGAGAGGGCCAACAGUAUGAAGCUGACAUCUAUUGGUUAUCUCAUACUUGCUCAUCUGGCUGUUGAGGUUAGCAUACAUCGACGUAUUAUAUGCCAAACAAUGUCUUGUGCGUCAGACCCGAACACCGCAGCAGCUUGUCGUAUUGCUGCCAAACAGAGGUGGCUGUCAGCUCUUGGGUUUGUGGAUAGUCUGAAAGCACGCCACCUGAAGUCAUUCUGGUAUUUCUGCUCAACUGCAUGUUUGACACUACUCAUUUCUUUUGGGAACGUUCUUGUUGGCUCUGCCUUUGACUCAUCCGAAGAGCAAUUUUAUCUCGAGAAACUGAAGGAGUUCAGAUGGACAUUGAAAAUCAAUGGCGAGAUGGGGGCGAAGUUCAUGGUUACAGCCAUCAGGUCAAUGAUUCUGGAUCCCAGAGAAAUCCGCAAGCCUGAUCCUUCUUCCACAAGUUCGGUCACCAGUCCAGGAUCGAAGUCCGAAUCCAGCUUCGGUAUAUCUUCCCAAAACGCCUUUGGAAACAUGUCCAUUCAACCACCUCCAGGCCCAAUGGCACCCUCUGACGUUGCGUCUGGUUGGAUUACGCCAACAACCUUUACCAAUCCACCAGUAUUUUCUGGCUUUACACCCGGUAUGUCUAUGCAGGUGCCUUACAUCCCAGGCUACACUUGGCAACCGCCCAAUUUUGAGACUGGACCGCCAGUGAACGACUAUCUUGAGCAUAUGCCUGGCUAA
This is a messenger RNA of Aureobasidium pullulans EXF-150, 2187 nucleotides long. RefSeq lists its product as uncharacterized. The transcript has 2 exons. The coding region runs from base 1 to 2187 and encodes 728 amino acids. The record is from RefSeq and is a predicted model, not a curated record. NCBI's taxonomy places the organism in Eukaryota, Fungi, Ascomycota, Dothideomycetes, Dothideales, Saccotheciaceae. Gene Ontology annotation, cellular component: nucleus. Gene Ontology annotation, biological process: DNA-templated transcription. Gene Ontology annotation, molecular function: zinc ion binding; DNA binding; DNA-binding transcription factor activity, RNA polymerase II-specific.